Molecule: messenger RNA, 1495 nt
Organism: Cannabis sativa
Lineage: Eukaryota; Viridiplantae; Streptophyta; Magnoliopsida; Rosales; Cannabaceae
Product: thioredoxin reductase NTRB
Exons: 3
Coding region: 89-1351 (420 amino acids)
Biological process (GO): removal of superoxide radicals
Cellular component (GO): cytoplasm
Molecular function (GO): thioredoxin-disulfide reductase (NADPH) activity
Source: RefSeq, a predicted model, not a curated record
CCUCUUUGUUUGGAUCCUAAAUUCAUAAUUUCAUAAUACAAUUCAUUCAUUGUCUUUCUUCUAAACCACAACCACAAAACCAAGAAUAAUGGAAUGCUCCUCUUGUUGUAUGGGCCUUAAUCACCGAGGCCCAAAGCUAACCAAAACAACCUCAACAUCUUCCUCCAAAAACAACAACAACAAAAACAGGGAAUAUGAAGAGAGGUGUAUACCAAUAGAAAUGAGUUUCCGCCCAAACCAAAAAACUCUCUUUUCUCUUCUCAAAAAAGCUCGUUCCUUUGUUGCUUCAACCUCCACCACCGCCGCCAUUGCUGCUACUUCUUCUUCUUCCUCCUCCGCCAUCGCCAUGGAUGCUCCCAACACUCUCACCACCAAGCUUUGCAUCAUCGGAAGUGGCCCCGCAGCCCACACUGCCGCAAUCUACGCUGCUCGUGCCGAGCUCAACCCUAUUCUCUUCGAGGGUUGGAUGGCUAACGACAUCGCCCCCGGUGGCCAGCUCACCACCACCUCCGACGUCGAGAAUUUUCCCGGCUUUCCAGAUGGCAUCCUUGGAAUCGAACUCACAGACCGAUUCCGUAGCCAAUCUCUCCGAUUCGGCACUCAAAUCUUCACCGAAACCGUCUCUCGCGUUGACUUCUCCGCAACUCCCUUUAAGAUAUUCUCCGAUUCCAAGACCGUUAUUGCCGACUCCGUCAUCGUCGCAACCGGCGCUGUUGCCAAAAGACUCGAGUUCGCCGGAUCGGGUGAGGGAAAAGACGGAUUCUGGAACCGUGGGAUUUCGGCCUGCGCCGUUUGCGACGGUGCUGCCCCAAUCUUCCGUAACAAGCCACUUGCGGUGAUUGGUGGAGGAGACUCGGCGAUGGAGGAAGCUAACUUCUUGACCAAGUAUGGAUCGGAGGUGUACAUAAUCCACAGGAGGGACAGCUUCAGGGCUUCGAAGAUUAUGCAGAAUCGAGCUCUGAGUAACCCUAAGAUCAAAGUGGUGUGGAAUUCUGCGGUGGUGGAGGCGUACGGAGAGGGAGAUAAGAAGAAUAAUCUGGGUGGGUUGAAGAUCAAGAACUCAGUGAGUGGUGAAGUGAGUGAUUUGAAGGUGUCUGGACUGUUCUUUGCAAUUGGGCAUGAGCCUGCCACCAAGUUUUUGGAUGGUCAGCUUGAGCUGGACUCAGAUGGGUACGUUGCCACCAAGCCAGGUAGCACUGUGACCAGUGUGCGUGGAGUUUUUGCAGCUGGUGAUGUUCAGGACAAGAAGUAUAGGCAGGCUGUUACAGCUGCCGGGACUGGGUGCAUGGCAGCAUUGGAAGCGGAGCAUUACUUGCAAGAGAUUGGAUCACAGCAGGACAAGACUGACUGACUAGUACUACCUAUGCCUAGAAGCAAAUUUUAGUCUUCUUAAGUCACUUUACACUCAUAAUUAAUGUAACUUCUCCAUUAUUGUUACUAUUAUUUCUUGUAUUCAAAAGAAGCAAUUUCAAUUGGAUUUUAUUUUCAUCUUCAA